AUGAUCGAGUUCUGGAGCCGCCUCAGAGCCGUAAUAUCUGCCAACUGUCACUCAGUCGUGCUUGACGCCCUUGACCGCCUGGUCCUUCGGCUUCUCGCUGGCGAUACUUCGCAGGCCCCGUUGGACAGCGCUGCUCUCAUCCUACCUUCCCCAGAUAGCAUGUCCGCCGGCCAGGUCCGAGAGCACUCCGUCUUCCAAACACCGCCACUUCCAGCUAAGAAACAGCGCACUUCCAAGAAGGCAAAGGCCAAACCUCGCUUCGCGUUUGAUCUCCCCACCGGCGUAGACUCCACUAUUGAGCGCGACUUCAAGCGCUUCGUAAAGUUCUCGGAGGGACAGGGAAAGCCGCCGCCACGUAUGGAAGAGCUACCGCGUCUGUUCGGAGGCAGGGCCGCCAAGCACGCCAGCUGGGCUAGCGACGACUCCAAAUUCCCUGCCCAAGAAGACCUCGGUGUCCGUCAUCGCCGCCGUUACGAUCAAGUUAUCGCCAACGCCCUCGAUCCCUUCGAAGUGGACAGCAGCAGCUCCCGGUCCAUCCCGGAACUCCUCGAAAAGAGUCUGGCGAUUGAUCCUACGCGCCCCAAGAACCUGCGACUUUCGGUCAAGGCCCUGGAUCGUGUAGCUUUGGAUGUUUCAGGCAGCAACCCUCCGAAAGAGAGCUGGUUCGGCAAUCGCAACCGUGGUCCAUGGAAGACGCUCCUCUCUAAUCGUUCUCUUCGAGUGACUCAGCCUCCAAGCUCUCCCACCAAGCAUCUAGCGUACUACUUGGGACUCUCAUCCGACGACGAAGACCAGGAGCCAGACGAGGGCCACCCUGGCAGCGACCACGACGACGAAGAAGACAAGGAAAAGGCUCAAGAAGACAUCAACGAAGACGUUGACGACCAAGAUGACGAAGGAGACGACGAUGAGGCUGCUGAAAAUCCCCCUUUCCACCGAUAA
This is a messenger RNA of Phytophthora infestans T30-4, 942 nucleotides long. RefSeq lists its product as uncharacterized. The record is from RefSeq and is a predicted model, not a curated record. The transcript is spliced from 4 exons. Bases 1 to 942 code for a protein of 313 amino acids. NCBI's taxonomy places the organism in Eukaryota, Oomycota, Peronosporomycetes, Peronosporales, Peronosporaceae.